CAGUUCUACUUCUGCAGAUGCUCUACCGCUUCUCCUAGUACACUACUACCACCACCACCGCCACUAGGUAGCAGCAGAGCAGAGAAGCAAAAGAAAAGCUAAAGGCGUGGCGAACAAGCUUUUUCCCGGUUAGAGAGAGAUGGGGAAUCCGAGAUGUUACUUGGACAUGAGCAUUGGGGGAGAGUUGGAAGGAAGGAUAGUGGUGGAGCUUUACAGUGACGUUGUCCCUAAAACUGCCGAGAAUUUUAGGGCUCUGUGCACUGGCGAGAAAGGCAUCGGUCCUCAUACCGGCGCUCCCCUCCAUUUCAAGGGCUCUUGUUUCCAUCGUGUUAUUAGGGGUUUCAUGGUACAAGGUGGUGACAUUUCUGCCGGAAAUGGAACUGGUGGUGAAUCCAUCUACGGCUUGAAAUUUGAAGAUGAAAAUUUUAAACUCAAGCACGAAAGGAAAGGGAUGCUAUCCAUGGCUAAUUCUGGUCCCGAUACUAAUGGUUCUCAAUUUUUCAUCACUACAACUCAAACCUCUCAUCUGGAUGGAAAGCAUGUUGUGUUCGGGAGAGUAAUCAAGGGAUUGGGCGUGAUUCGUUCAAUUGAGCAUGUCACCACGACGGAGGCUUAUUAUCCGACUCUUGAUGUCAUGAUAGCUGAUUGUGGCGAAAUUCCUGAAGGUGCAGAUGAUGGGACAUCUAAUUUCUUCAAAGAUGGUGACUGUUAUCCUGAUUGGCCAGCUGAUCUAAGCAUGAAACCAGAUGACAUUUCUUGGUGGAUGACCGCUGUAGACUCUGUAAAAGCUUUUGGAAAUGAAAGAUUUAAGAAGCAAGACUUCAAAAUGGCUCACAGAAAGUACUGUAAGGCUCUUCGCUAUUUGAAUACAUGCUGGGAAAUGGAUGAUGUUGAUGAAGAGAAAAGUGAUUCCCUGAAGAAGACCAAGUCUCAGAUAUUUACUAAUUGUUCUGCCUGCAAGUUGAAGUUAGGAGAUCUUAAAGGAGCAUUGCUAGAUGCAGACUUUGCCAUUCGUGAUGCAGAUGACAAUGUAAAAGCUUUCUAUCGCCAAGGUCAGGCAUACAUGGCACUCAACGACAUCGAUGCAGCAGUUGAAAGUUUCAAGAAGGCACUGGAUUUGGAGCCAAAUGAUGGUGGAAUAAAGAAGGAGCUUGCAGCAGCAAGGAAAAAGGUUGCUGAUAGACGUGACAGGGAGAAAAAGACUUACUCAAGAAUGUUCCAGAUGAGCUAAAUGCAGAUGAAUGGCAGUAUUCAACAGUUGUCAGGUCUUCUGUACAUGCUAGGAUACAUUGAUUAACAACUGAAAUCAGGCAGUCUUUUUGUGGAGUUCGAGUUAUUUUGAACACAAACAUGAAAUUUCAAACACCAAAUAGGGAUAAUUAUACAGACUUGAACUCAAAGCGAUGUUAUGUGUCAAGUAGAUCGCAAGUACAUGUAUGCAUCUGACAUCAUCUGAAGUAUGUUUUGAUCUUGACUACCAAAGCUCUUAUUCCGCAAAAUGUGGAUAAUUUCUUUUUCUUGGACA
This is a messenger RNA of Coffea eugenioides, 1525 nucleotides long. RefSeq names its product peptidyl-prolyl cis-trans isomerase CYP40-like. NCBI's taxonomy places the organism in Eukaryota, Viridiplantae, Streptophyta, Magnoliopsida, Gentianales, Rubiaceae. The record is from RefSeq and is a predicted model, not a curated record. Gene Ontology annotation, biological process: protein folding; protein peptidyl-prolyl isomerization. Bases 140 to 1231 code for a protein of 363 amino acids. Gene Ontology annotation, molecular function: peptidyl-prolyl cis-trans isomerase activity; protein binding. The transcript is spliced from 10 exons.